Molecule: messenger RNA, 1206 nt
Organism: Sinocyclocheilus anshuiensis
Lineage: Eukaryota; Metazoa; Chordata; Actinopteri; Cypriniformes; Cyprinidae
Product: zinc finger and BTB domain-containing protein 18.2-like
Exons: 2
Coding region: 1-987 (328 amino acids)
Biological process (GO): regulation of transcription by RNA polymerase II
Cellular component (GO): nucleus
Molecular function (GO): DNA-binding transcription factor activity, RNA polymerase II-specific
Source: RefSeq, a predicted model, not a curated record
AUGGCCUUCAGUGUGUUUUCAAGCCCGAGAGCUGGACAGUCCCCGGAUCUUGUAGGUGUCAAUUAUGUGUCAGCCGAGGCCGAGGCCUGUGUCCGAACAGCUGGAAAAACAAAAGCUGAUGUCAGUAGUUCGGCCGUCCCCGUGUCCCAGAGGUCCCGGGCGUCGGAUGACACGGACCGCGCGCUGGAUUUGUCUUUCAAGCCUCUGUCGAGUCGAGACGCCUUCCACCCCUCCUACAUCUCGGGACAGCUGGCCCUCGACAACCAGCAGCAGGGCACCGAGCCACUUGUUAAAGACGAACAUGACUUGCUGUCAGAGCAGGAGAACGGUGAUCCGGUGAGCCCAGAGAGCCAGCGCUUUGGGAAUAUCGCCAGGAGUUCGGUGGUGACAGGGUUCGCUGCCCUCUUCCCUGAAAACAAGGCCACGGCUGCGCUGCUCCCUCCGGACGAUGACCUGAUGGAGGAGGAGAGUGGGCUGCGUGUGCGUUCGGAGCAUCAUCUCAGGGACAGCGAGGGCGAGGAUGAAGACGACCUGGCGUCCUCAGACAUCUCCACAUCUAGCGGGGUUCUCCUCGCGCCGGGUAGACAGCAGGUCUGCGUGUGUCCGCUCUGCAGCAAGGUCUUCCCGAGCGCACAUGUGCUCCAGCUCCACCUCAGCUCACACUUCAAGGAGAAAGACGGCAUUCGCUCGAAGCUCUCGCCUGACGGCUCCGUCCCGACCUGCUCGCAGUGCGGCAAGACCUUCUCCUGCAUGUACACGCUCAAGCGGCACGAGCGCACGCACUCCGGCGAGAAGCCGUACACCUGCGGACAGUGCGGGAAGAGCUUCCAGUACUCACACAAUCUGAGCCGGCACGCCGUGGUGCACACACGAGAGAAACCACACGCGUGUAAGUGGUGCGAGCGGCGCUUCACACAGUCCGGCGAUCUGUACCGACACAUACGCAAGUUCCACUGCGGCCUCGUCAAGACACUCGCUAUAGGAUGAAGGCAGGGCAAACGCGGUGCAAUCACGGCCUUUUGUAUAAAAACAACAGCAGUUUUUAUGAAGAAUAAUAAUAAUAAUAAUAUCCAGUAUUUUGCAGGUGGCAGAAAAUUGGUUCAUUAAUGACUGUAAAACACUAUUGUGUCUCCAGCAAUCAACAGUUUGAUGCACUUGGGUUUUUGACAUCAUAUAUAUAUGACCCUGGAGCACAAAAGCAGUCUU